UUUACCAUCCUGGCUCUGGUGUGUGUGGUGGUGUGUGCAGGGCUGCACUCAGAUGGGCGUGUCAGGGGCGGGGCCUCCAUGGUAUAUCUGAGGCGUUUCAUUGGCUGCGCCGUGAGGGAGUUCAGCUUCCUGGCCAAGAAGCCGGGAUGUAGUGGCCUGCACAUCACCACUGACGCCUGCUGGGGGCGCUGUGAGACCUGGGAGGUCAUCAGUGGCAUCUUUGUGCUGCAGAUUGUUGGAGAUUACUACUUACUACCUCGGGCACACAAGCCCAGUACGAGGUCAGUGGUGGACGUGGAUGGAUGGCUCGUGAGACAGCAGCCUUAUAGUGGGCAGAGGGAGACGUGCCGCACGUCAGUGAGCAGGCCACGGGCGUCCUCAUCAAGCAGUAAGAGCAUCAUUUCCAUGUUCCACGUCUUCACCUCGUGUCUGUGGGCCGCUCUGUACCUGCCUGUGGACCCAUUCCUGUCACCGCAGGGGAUGAUGCAGUCCCAUCAGACAGCGCUUCACAAAGCGGCGAUGGUGGGGAACCGUGAUGGUGUCGCAGCUCUUAUCAAAGGUGGCUGCGCUCUGGACCUGCAGGACAAAGACGGAAACACUGCGUUGCAUGAGGUGUCCUGGCACGGCUUCAGUCAGUGUGUCAAACUCCUGGUGAAGGCCGGCGCUGACGUCCACGUUAGGAAUAAGGCAGGAAACACAGCAUUGCAUCUGGCCAGUCAGAAUGGCCACUGCCAGAGUGCGCGUCUCCUACUGCUCGGAGGAUCCCAGCCCGACAGCAAGAACCAUGUAGGAGACACGUGUUUGCACAUCGCCUCUCGCUACAAUCAGUUUGCCAUGAUCAAAAUUCUGCUGGGUGGUCUUUGCUCUGUGGCGGAGAAGAAUGAGGUUGGAGAUACUGCCCUGCACGUUGCUGCUGCACUGAACCACAAGAAGACAGUUAAUCUACUGCUAGAGUCUGGAGCUGACAGCGGCAUUAAAAACAAUGCGGGCCAGACUGCUGUUGAUAAAGCCCGGGACCAGAACCACAGAGAGGUGGCCGUGCUCCUGUCCAAAGCAGACCAGGGUCAUCGCUUUGCUCGGGCGAGGACGGUGAGGAAGAGGAGAGACCAGCUGAAGACGGCCCGGAGAGCUCAGUCCGUCCCCAGGGAUGAGGUCCCUGCAGGCAAGGAGAACACGUCCGUGGCUGAGGCUGAGGACUCACACAGCAGCGACCAGGCUCUCAACAAACGCAUCGAGAUGGUCAGCAAAGCUAUGUCCAGCCCUCGAAACAGGAGGAAGUUACGCAGGCUCAAAGACAGGGCUGACCCUCACACGAGGAGGGAGGGCCACAGCAGAAGAGCGCGCAGCGCCAGCCCCCUGGACGAGGACGACAUCACCUUCCCCGACGGCAAAGCCUACCAACUGUACACGCUGUACCGCGACAAGGACGGCAAAAUCAAACAGGCCCCAGCCACAGACUGCCACUGCAAGCCUCUCAUCAAGAAGCUGGAGAACCAGCUGAAGGCCACCAAAAUGGAGAUCCGGUCCCAGAUGUACAGCAUCCACGAGGAGAUGAACAGCAAGCUGGGCCGCAUGGACCGACAGAGCAAACACCAGAUCAAAGUGCUCCAGAAGAUAGCACAAGAACGUGUGUCUGUGGAGGGGAUGGAAUGUCUGUACCGCAUCAACCAACGGUCCACCAUAGAGAGACUGAACGAAGAGCGCAGACAGGCCAGGAAGGCCAGUGAGCUGAAGAACUGGUGCAUGUCCAAGAUCCAGGACAUGGAUGUGUGCCUGCCCGGCGACCCGCAGUACUUCAAGCUCCUCCCCUCUCCCUCCGUGGACCAAUCGCUGCUUGAGAUGGACCCCGAGUGCUUGCCGCUUCUCUCGGUGGUGUCAGAGGAGAGCACCAGCUCCUUGGCUACCUACGUCAACGUGCUGCCCAACCCAGGGUUGGGACCCUACGCCGCCGGCCAAGGACCUGACUUCGACGAAGUGUUUGGCAGGAAGUACUUCGAGGUGAAAGUGGACAGCUCCUCAGAGGACCAGCAGCACCCGCCUGAGCUGGACUACGCUGUCCCCUCUCUGCACCUGCCCAUGGUCCGGCACAAGCUCUUCUCUCGGCCGCGGCCCAUCUCUGGCGACCCUCAGUGGCUGCCGGCGGACCUGCAGGACACCGACUCCUCCGAGCCCCGAGCUGACCGGCGCGGUGGGGGGGACGAGUUGUACCUGAGCACCCCCAGCGACAGCCUGUCACCCUGCAGCUGCCAGCCAGGAGGCGAGAGUGACCCGGACGACGGUCUCCCGCCGGGUUGGCAGCGUCGGCUCCCUCGGCCGCGUCCCGUGUGCGGCGGCAUCGCUAGCGGCGCCGCGCCCCUCCGACACCCGUGCGCUGGCGUCGGGAGUGGCGUCGGUGUCGUGGGCAGCAGAGGAGGCGGAGGCGUGCACUCGUUGGAGCUGUACGGCCGCGGCGAGCGUCCCGCGGAGAUGGCGUUCGUCCAGCAGCGAGACAGCCUGCACGCGGUGGAGGUGACCCAGCGCUUCUUCGAGACGGUGUCCACGCAGCUGGAGCGCUGGUACGAGAGGAAGAUCCAGGAGGCCCAGCGGCUGGCCGAGCAGCGGGCUACAGUGGACCGCAACGCCCUCAUGGAGCGCAUCAACAGCCUGGAGGAGGAGCUGCAGGGCCUCAGGGCA
This is a messenger RNA of Alosa sapidissima (American shad), 2673 nucleotides long. It is a transcript of the gene ankrd6a, whose product is annotated as ankyrin repeat domain 6a. The record is from RefSeq and is a predicted model, not a curated record. NCBI's taxonomy places the organism in Eukaryota, Metazoa, Chordata, Actinopteri, Clupeiformes, Clupeidae. The transcript has 16 exons. The annotation marks the transcript as partial. Gene Ontology annotation, molecular function: protein binding.